Messenger RNA from Panicum virgatum (switchgrass), 1397 nucleotides. Its product is annotated as protein SRG1-like. The record is from RefSeq and is a predicted model, not a curated record. The transcript is spliced from 4 exons. Bases 50 to 1123 code for a protein of 357 amino acids. Lineage: Eukaryota; Viridiplantae; Streptophyta; Magnoliopsida; Poales; Poaceae.
AUAGGCAGCCUGGCCCGGCCUGCAUACCAGCCUUGCCAACAGCUGAACAAUGGAGGUCGCUAGCGAGAAGAUGGUCAACAGGGACGAGAUCACGGACGCCGCUCAGUCCAUGUUCGCCGGCGACUCCACCGACAUCCCCGAGAGUUACAUCAGGACGGACGAGGUCCUUGCCGCCGAAGUCGUCGGUGAGGACGAGGCCUACGAGCUGCCGGUCGUCGACAUGGCCAAGCUUCUUGACCCUGAUUCCUCGGCCAUGGAGACGGAGAAGCUCGGCCAUGCGUGCCGGCACUGGGGUUUCUUUCAGCUAACCAACCAUGGAGUCGACGAAGCAGUGGCGCAGCUUAUAAAGGACACCACCGUGCAGUUCUUCAGCCUGCCACUGGACGUCAAGAACAGAGUGGCAGUGCCGGAAGAAAGUGCUGGCAUUGAAGGAUAUGGCCACCACUACAGCAGGGGGCGAGGUGACAAAUUGGACUGGGCCGAGGGCCUGAUCCUCAUCACGCAGGCCAUGGCCCAUUACCACCCCUACCUGUGGCCCACCAACCCGCCCGCAUUUCGCGAUGCGCUCGCCACGUACUUAACGGAGAUGACAAAGCUCGCGAGGCGGCUGCUGGGAUUCAUGGCGGCCGACAUCGGAGACGAGGACGAGGAGCUCGUCGACGCCUUCACCGGGAAGCGGCAGAGCAUGGCGAUGCACUAUUACCCGUCGUGCCCCUGCCCGGACAAGGUGCUGGGCAUCACGCCGCACACCGACGGGCUGGGCCUGACGCUGCUGCUGCACCUGGACGACACGCCAGGCCUGCAGAUCAAGAAGGACGGCAGGUGGUACCCCGUACUGCCGCUGCCGGGCGCCUACCUCGUCAACGUCGGCGACAUCCUCGACGUCCUGACCAACGGCGCCUACCGGAGCGUCGAGCACCGGGUGAUCCCGGACGCCCGGAGGGGCCGCACCACCGUGGUCUUCGUGGAGGAGGGUACGGUGGGGGGGAUGGUCGCGCCGCUCCCGGGCCUCCUCAAGGAGCAGGAGCCGCGCUACAGGUCCAUCGAGCUCGACGAGUACGUCAAGGGCAUCCUCAAGGCGAUCCCCGAAGGGAUUCGGUUCGUGGACACUCUCAAGGUCUAGCAAGAGAUGCGUACGUCUGCCUGGAGAAUGUCGAUGGAAAACGGCGAGGGGCUUCGCGUCCCUGUCUCGUGUCCACUGUCCAGUUUAGUAUUAUGUGCUCGUGGAAAAAUAAAAGCACCUGGGGUCAGGUGUGUACUACAUGAACCGUCUUGUGUGUGUCAAAGUUUGCUUGCUGUUGCUAUCACCUAAACUUCGUUAUCUUGUUUAUUAUUAUGUCGAAUGUGUAUUGAUAUUAUACAUCAUCAAGUGAGUUUUUUUUGCUAUUUGGCCCUCA